This is a messenger RNA of Melanotaenia boesemani (Boeseman's rainbowfish), 1585 nucleotides long. Its product is annotated as collagen alpha-1(II) chain-like. NCBI's taxonomy places the organism in Eukaryota, Metazoa, Chordata, Actinopteri, Atheriniformes, Melanotaeniidae. Gene Ontology annotation, molecular function: extracellular matrix structural constituent. The record is from RefSeq and is a predicted model, not a curated record. The transcript is spliced from 16 exons. Bases 1 to 1284 code for a protein of 427 amino acids.
AUGGGAAAACCUGGACCAGUGGGGUCUGCAGGAGUUACAGGAGGACCAGGGAGGCCAGGUCCAAAAGGUUUCCCUGGACCUGAAGGGAUGAGAGGAGAGCCUGGACAGCAAGGGGACCCAGGAGAGGCGGGCACUGAGGGAGCGAUGGGACUCCUGGGUCCUGUUGGCCCUCCAGGACCUCAGGGACCUGAAGGCAACCAGGGGUCAAAGGGAAGAACAGGACAUAAAGGUUCAAAGGGUGAAGAUGGGGAAACAGGAGAUCCAGGGAAGGCUGGACACGCUGGAAUCAGGAGUGAAGCUGGAGAUUUGGGACCACCUGGUCCUCCAGGAAGAGGAGGGUUAAAGGGAUCCAGAGGCUACAUGGGGGGACAAGGAAAACCUGGUCCAAAGGGAGAGCAGGGAGACAUUGGCCCACCAGGAGGACGUGGUGCUGCAGGACUGCCUGGGCUGCCUGGCUUAUUUGGACUGAAGGGACUGAAAGGUUUUCCUGGAUCACCUGGUCCAGCUGGAGAGACGGGUUUGUCCGGUCCACCUGGCCCACCUGGCCCCCCAGGGUCCUCCCUAAAUCUUACACUGACUCAACUGAAGGAGCUCAUGUACAUGGCAGACAGGGCCAGCUAUGUCCUGGUCCAGACUCUGCUGGACUCGCUUCAGAAGGAUCUUCACUGGUUCAUGAAGCCCCCUGAUGGCAGCAGAGAACAUCCAGUUACUACCUGUCUGGAGCUGUGGCUCGCUCAUCCCAGCUCCCCCAAUGGGUUGUACUACAUCGACCCCAACCAGGGCAGCCCAGAGGACGCCUUCCAAGUGUACUGUGAUUUCACCUCCGAGCCAAAGACCUGCCUGUCUCCACUCCAGCCUCAGGUUCCAGUGAAAGCUUGGAUGAAGGAUUCUGGCUCCAAUAUGUCAUUUCACUGGUUGAGCACCAUGAAAGAUGGUUUCCAGUUUGAGUAUCCAGGUGACUCCGAUGUGGUGCAGAUGAGGUUCCUGCGGCUCAACAGCAGGGUCUGCUCUCAGACCAUCACCUACUCCUGCCAGACAGGAAAUAGACUGAGCCGAAGAAAAAGGGAGGUCAUGUUCCAGGCUGACACUGGCAGGCAGAGUUACGUAGCAGCACUACGGGACUGUGUGCCUUUGGAUGAGCCCGAGUCAGAAAGCCAAGAAUCCGUGUUCCAGUUUGAGAGUGAAGCUCUGGAGCUGCUUCCUCUCAGGGACCUGGCAGUGCUGGGAAACAAACAUGUCUACCACGAGUUUGGCUUCACCGUUGGACCAGCUUGCUUCAGCUAGAGAUGCUCCCUCUCAGCAUGAACACAUUCGCAGCUAUUAAAAGAAAAUCCACAAAAGCAAUUUUUUCUUUUGCAGCAUGACAGAAUUUCUGGUCUCUGGUUGAUGUGUUAAAAUAUUUUGGACAUUGUGAGUUAAAAAUGAGCUGCCAGCUCUGAAAUGUACAGAGGUGAGGGAAAGAAGACCUGCUGACGGUGGAAGAAGGUUCCUCCGCUCACAGUGACUGUUGACCUCCCUUUUUAUCACCAGAGUUAGACUGAACCAUGUUCUUCUGUAUAUUUUGCUUGUAUUUUUAUACAUUUUU